Molecule: messenger RNA, 3666 nt
Organism: Laccaria bicolor S238N-H82
Lineage: Eukaryota; Fungi; Basidiomycota; Agaricomycetes; Agaricales; Hydnangiaceae
Exons: 6
Coding region: 1-3666 (1221 amino acids)
Molecular function (GO): DNA binding
Source: RefSeq, a predicted model, not a curated record
AUGGCCGAUCGACAGCCCCAAUAUCCCAAUAUCCCCAAUUUUAAUGUCAAUAUGCUUCAGCAAGCCCAACAGCAACAGCAACAUCUCCAGCAGCAAGCUCAGCAGCAGCAGGCACAGCAGCAGCAAGACCCUACCACCUUCCAAGACCAGAAUCAUGUGUGGCAACAGAUGCAACAUCUCCAACAAUUUCGACCCCGGAGUGGCGCUGGUAUGAGUGCCCAGCAGGGAACUUCGCCUGCUCAGAUGGCUGAUUUGAUGAGAAGCCAAAAUAUUGCUCGUGUACAGCAACAACAACAACAAUUUGGUUCGGGUAUCCACCAGAUGGGUGGUGGGGGUCUUGGCUUGGGUCAACAGCAGGGAUUCCAUGACUCCUCUUCCAACCAGCCACAACACAUGUCAAUGGGCUUUCCAGGCAUGGGCGGGAUGCCAAACACAGGUGUCAACGCAGCGACCCUUCAACAGCGCAAUGGAUCUUUUGACCCACAAGCCAUGAGACAGCUUCAACUAAUGGGACUUGCGCAAGGCCAACAACCAGGGCCAGUUUAUGCCAAAUUUAAUCAGUCUCAACAACAACGAGAUCGGGAGUUUCAGCCACAAGGCGUGAACCACUCGUCUCCGGGCGAUGUUUUCUCCUCUCCAGGCAUAUCAAACGAGGCUAUUCGUCGUCCUUCCCCGUCAUCUCUGCCUUCGAGUCAUGUUCAACCGAUGCCCGCCGUUGCCUCAGGCUCACAACCACAGCCCAGCAUGCCCAACUCUCGUUUCACUUUGUCUGAUCUCAAUACGCGUGCCCGACUUCUCACGCAUAGCAUAGCAGAAGCGGAGCGUACCCAUCAGGCAAUUGCCGCUCAAAUUAACGCUCGGGGUGGUCAGGUCGAUCCAGCGUCUGCCCAACGAUUUACAGCGUUAAAGGCAGAAAUAAUGGCUAAAAAGGACAAUUUGAAUAAGGUCUCAACCAUGAUUGUGAGAGGUCAACAAGGACAAAUUCAAGGUGGCAGUGGCGCGGGGAACCAGGCCUCUUGGACGCUUCCCACCGCGUCGUUUGAAAACAACUCACAGCCAGGAAGGCCCAAACUUGGUCAGAACUCACCACAGCAGCAGCAACAACACCUCAACGGCAUACAAGCAAGUCCAUCGCUUUUGAAAGCGCAAGCCUCUCCCAACCACUUGAUGCCUCAAGGCGCCGUUCCGACAAGAUCUGUGUCAACCCCACACCAGCAGGCGCAACCAGGCGGUGGUGUUGGAGGUCCUUUCGCGAAUCAAGUGGCGAUGUCGGGGGGCAUGGGUGGCCAUUUUCCCUUGGCCAUGAAUGGACCGUCCGGAAAUUCAGGAUCACUUCAACAAGGCCAGACAGGGAUGAAUCCCUUUCCUCCACCGCUGGACAAAGCCCGCUUUGAGCAAUCGUUUAGAGCUUAUUGCUCGAAAAAGAACUUGAAUGUCAACAUACGCCAGCUACAAAUUGACAAUAGGCCAGUCGACCUUUAUCAGCUCCAUAGGAACGUGAUGCUCGAAUAUGGUGUCAGCAAGGUGGAACAGAAAGCGCUUUGGGACGUUAUUGGGGGGCGUAUGGGAUUUGUUCAGUUUUCUGGAACUGAAACGGAACCAGCAAAAUCUGGACCAGGAGUCGCACAGCAACUUGCCCACAUUUAUAAAGAGCUCCUGGCCGCUUUUGACCACUAUUAUAUAACCACAGUGGUCGAGGCACGGAUGAAGGCGCAGGCGCAGGUGCCUAGGAAUCCUGCGCAGAUGUCGCCUCAGAUGAUGCAAAAUGUUCUUACUUAUGCUCACAUGACGGUCUCUGAUUUGCAUCAACGCGGGGUCCCGGAGAAAAUAAUCACGUUUGUGGAAGCAAAUCGAGCCAACUUGCAGCGGACCUACGCCGAGCAGAAAUCUUUCCAAAGCCGGUUCCGCCCAACAAACCAGAACGAUCCUCAAGGAUCGGGUGAUCAGAAUGGACCAUCUGGUGGAGGUCCUGGUCAACAACUUCCAUUCGGGGGGCCAGCCACGCAGCAAAAUCCAGCUGUCUCACUAGGACAUCAUCAUUUUUUACAGCAACAGAACGGGCUCAACCUCUUGGAAGGCAACAAUUUUCUAGACAACCGACAGCCCCAGCAGAGACCGCUGCAACAGGGCCCGCCGAUGCAAACUAUGCGACCAACGAAAGAAUUGCUAGAGAAGUCGCAGCAGUUUGUGCAGAAUGUCAAGCGAGGGUUCAACACCACUACUAUUCCAUCCAUGCCUACCGUCGACGUUCCUUUGGAACGCCAAGCUGAGUAUCUUAGUUUGCUUAACACCCUCCAUACCCAGUGUCUAGAGAUUGAGCCGAAGCUUGCGAUGUACUUGGUGUUUACUGGAAAAGAUGAACCGAUAAAGAGAAUGGCUGCUAUUAUCUGCACCGUUGCGCAACAGAAAAGUUAUGGAGCAAGUCGUUUUAUUGUUACCUUCGACAUGCUUCAGAAGAUGCUUGCGGAGAUAAAACGGACCACGGACGGAUGGGCCCAAAGACCAUUUGCACAUCAGCCCCAACACCCACAACUAAAUGGCAUGGGCGUUGGCAUUCCGACCAACGACGUUCCUCCUCAAUCUCGUCCCACUAUCUCUCAUCCUUCUGCUUCUCUCCCCCCACCCCAGCCUCAGAUACCAUCACAAUCUGUUCGCCCCCCAGUAUCCCUUCAACAUCCUCCCAAUAAACGGAAAGCCGCACAGUCUUCGUCAGGUGGUCCCGUCUCCACCCCCUCUCCAGCGCCUGCCUCGACCCCUGCAGCUUCUGCACCUACCCCUACCCCGACUGCGGCAUCUCCGCAGACGCCAAAAUCUCCGAAAGGUAAGGCGCCUGCCAAACCCAAGCAACCACCCGCCAAGAGACGACCUUCAAAAGCCGCGGCGCCUCCUACAUCUUCCGCUACUUCAGAUCCUGCUCAAACACCUGUGCCAGCUGUUGGAAGUAACAAGCGACCUCGAGAUGAAGAGAUGACUCCACUUUCUAACGCGUUAAGCCCAGGUGAUGGGCCAUUUGGGGCCGCCAACGAGCCUUCACCACCAAAACGGGUAAAAACGGAAUGGGAUGCACCUCCAAGCGAUGCUCUGAAAAUGAAGACUGAAGCUGUGGAAAAUAUCAAGACUGAGGAAGACGCUUGCGUCUUCCUCGAGCAGAUGACGGAGCUCAUCAAAAAGGCCGCGGAUGGCGAAGGACAGGAAUCCUUUUCGUUGGAGUUAUCUGAAACUUUCGAAAUGAUCCUCAAAGGUUACGGCCCUACACAAGAUUCUUUGGAUGGUGGAAGUAGCUUGUCGCUUCGGCCUGGAGAAUUAGGUGACCUGCGUGCGCCGUCGCCCCCCGCAGGACCGUUGGCCGACUUCGAGGAAUUCAUCGAUUUCUCAGGAACGAUCGAUGACGACGAUAGUCUGUCAAAAGCUGAGACACCAGAGCUCGUGUCGUCGUCUUCGACAAAUCCCAGCCCGGAGUCCAACUGCGAGCCAGACGCCAUCCAUCACAUGCUGACCUCGUCGUCGACAAUAGAAACUAAAACGGAAGAAUUGCCUGAUCUACUCCGGCUAGGACCAUGGAAGGAGAUCGAUGGCGGAGAAGCUGCGUAUUACCAGACUAGCGAAUGGAAAUGGGACAGUCCUAUGCCGUCUAUGGAGCAACCGUGGGCAAUUUUUUCUUCAUAA